This is a messenger RNA of Girardinichthys multiradiatus, 2209 nucleotides long. It is a transcript of the gene serpinh2, whose product is annotated as serine (or cysteine) peptidase inhibitor, clade H, member 2. The record is from RefSeq and is a predicted model, not a curated record. Gene Ontology annotation, biological process: negative regulation of endopeptidase activity; collagen fibril organization. Gene Ontology annotation, cellular component: endoplasmic reticulum. NCBI's taxonomy places the organism in Eukaryota, Metazoa, Chordata, Actinopteri, Cyprinodontiformes, Goodeidae. Bases 142 to 1395 code for a protein of 417 amino acids. Gene Ontology annotation, molecular function: serine-type endopeptidase inhibitor activity. The transcript has 5 exons.
GGAAAAGCAGGAAACAUUCACCGUCUCUUUCCUGCCACGUCUGAGCCCCCGGUUCGGUCCCAGCCGUCACUUUCUCCGGAGGCUCAGGUGAAAGCAAGACGAGCUGCGGGGACAGACGGCUGAAUUAAUUAACGGUCCACCAUGCUGUCCAGGCUGGCAUUUGGCCUCCUACUUUCUCUGCAUGUUCUCCUGGUACUGAGCGGCACCACUAAUUCAUCAAAGAGCCCCUUUCCCCCAGCCAGCCCCUCUGUUCCUUCUCUCCUAAAUGACCCAAGCUGGGCUCUGGGUGUGCGCCUUUACAAGGCCCUACGCUCUGAUUCCAGCUCUGUAAACGCAUUGUUCUCCCCUCUCCUCUUGGCCUCCUCACUUGGAGCCUUGGCUGAAAGCUCGGUGGGUAAAACUGCUGACCAGAUUCAAGAUCUUCUCAAGACGCCAUCCAAGGCCAAAAGAAAGGUUGGGGAUGUACUCUCUGUGGCGUUGAAGAGCUUCGUCGAAGCUAAUGGGACCAGCUUCCAGAUGCAUACAUCCUCUUCUGUGUUCACUAAGCAGGCUCCUGCCCUCAGUCACACUUUUACAAAGCAGAGCCAGAGCAGGUUCAGGCUGCAGCACCAGACGCUGGGGAAAGGGGACUUCAAGGCUGACCUGAAGCAGCUUCAUGACUGGGCUAAGGCUGUGCUCAGUGAGAAGAAAGGAGCUCCUUUGGAGGCAGAAAUUAAGGCUAAAGCUGGAGCCAUGAUCCUGGCGAAUGCUCUUCACUUCAAAGGGCUAUGGGAAAGGAAGUUGAGCGAGGAAAGCACUGAUCAUCGCACCUUCUUGGGGAAGAAAUACACCAAAGUGAUUAUGAUGCACAGAGCAGGUCUGUACCACUUACAUGAAGACAUUGACAACAUGGUGCAGGUUCUUGAGGCGCCUCUGUGGGGAGGCAAGGCCAGCCUCAUCCUCCUGAUGCCCUUUCAUGUAGAAAAUCUGGCCAGGCUGGACAAGCUGCUGACCCUGGAGCUGCUGUCAAAGUGGCUGGAGAGCACAGUGGUAACCAGUGUGGCUGUCUCACUGCCCAAGGCAAACAUCACUAGCACGCUCAGUCUGCAGAAGCAGCUGUCUGCUUUGGGCUUGACCGACGUCUGGGACCAGAAGGCAGCCGACUUCUCCGGGGUGGCCGAGAAGAGCAAAGGGAAGCUUCACCUCGGCGGCGUCCUCCACUGGACUUCCUUGGUGCUGGGUCCCAAGGCCGGUAAAGAGGAAGCAGAUGUAGAGGAGGAGAACAUAGAGCAGCCCAAGGUGUUCUACGCCGACCAUCCGUUCAUCAUCUUUGUUAGACAUAACAGCACUGGAGCCCUGCUUCUGGUGGGCGCUCUGGACCAUGCAGAGGGAGAGCUCCUACAUGAUGAAUUGUAGCAUCUCUUCUUACCCCCUGUCUUUACUCAUUUCUUCCCUGGUCCCUCUCCGAGACAGCUUGCUGGUUUCUGAGUGCAGACAUUGUCAUUCAGUGUGGCAUACGUUCACAUCAUACUGUCAUACACUGACACCACCAUAGUCUUUUGGCUGACUGACACCGACAUUUACACUGUCACGCACACACAGAGCUACACCUACACUGCAUGUAUAAAUGAUAACUCUGUACAAGACAUUACUGAAGUUGAUGGAUACAGCAUAAACCUCCAUCUCAGAGAAAGUCCAUGGCAUCUUUUUUUUUUCUUCCAACAUCUGCACCCACACAGAAACUUUCAGAGACUGAUCAAGUCAACAGAAACUAGAAACAAGGCCGCUGUAGCAAAGAACCGCCAUGCUGACAUAUCGAGAAGUGGCUGAGGAGACAGCAUUUAAAAAGAAGCUUUGUUUAUCUGAUAAACACCAGGGCAGGAUCAGGAGUGACACCGUGGUCGCUCUCUGAGCUGCCAGAUGUCUACGACAGGGUCUUUUGAGGGCCAUCAUAAGAAGACUGAUGGUUCAACAAGUGCUUAUUGAUGAGGAUGAGCCAGCGUAAUACUAAUGACUGUAAUGUGUCACAGCUUGUCAACAAUGUGGAGAAGAUGCGGAACCUUUUAAUCUUUUUAAGCCAUCGCUGAUCCGUGAUAACGUUCUAUUACUGGAAACAAACUUGAUUGACGUUGCUUGACUUAAAUGUAACAACUCCAUGUUCAAUAAUUUCAAGAGGCCAAUGAGUUAUUGAUGGGUGCGGUUUUUUGACUAAAUAAUCCAAAAUCAAUUA